AUGCGUAUGUACCAGUCAUACCUCCUCCUUCGGAAGGAACAGAACGAAUUGUUGAUUCAGAAUAGGAGAAAAGAGGAAAGAAAUAGGAAGUUAAAAUAUGAAUUAGAGAGCUUAAGGGGAAAUAGCUAUUAUUCCAACUUAUUUUUUAAUAAUGAUUCAGACAAUCUUUUCGAGGACCUCGCGUCAGGUAUAAGUAAUAUCUGGAAAUGGAUGGAUAUGGAGAGUAAAAGUGCGCACAUGAAAAGUGGGCACAUGAAAAGUGGGCACAUGAAAAGUGGGCACAUGAAAAGUGGGCACAUGAAAAGUGGGCAAAAGGAUGAAGCUGGACCAACCGCACUAGUGGAUCACUCGGAGGGAGAGAGUCGGAGUCGUCUAGUGAAACGGGGAUGUGUGAAGUAUGGUCAGGUGAACAAUCGGUUUGCAGAUCAGGAGAGGAGUUCUACACGAGUGGACAAAGAACCAGGUACGUUCACCUCCAUGGAAUGUCCAAAGGAUAACAUUAUUGAUUACCUUAAAGGGAGACUCUCCAACGGAGGUAGCAUCCUCGGGAGGAAGGCAGCUCUAUCAAGUAGCCAAAAAGCAGUGAUGGGGGUCCACACCAAUUGGAUCAGACCCAAUGUUGAUCCGAAUAAGAGAAUCAUCAAGGACGAAGAAAAAUUUCUUUUUCACAUUUGUAACUGUAAAGAAAAUAAAUAUGUUCCGUUAAACGUUGGUUCCUUUUUUAUGGUUCCUCCAAAGAGGACUCUCCCAGAUGAGGACUUCAGCUUGGCGUCAAUGCAAAAAUGUAUGGAAUUUAUUUUGCGCAGGAAGGAGAGGGGUAGCCACAGUGAGAUGCGCGUCAGGCAUAAAAAAGGAAGUAACGUUCCCUGUGAUGGUGUCCCUCUCGAAAAUGCAACUCCAAAGGUGAGUACACUGAGUGAGCAGAAGGGAUGUGCCCCUCGGAAGGAUGAAGCAGGGGUUGAUGGAAGAGAUGGGAAGGGGCCACCACCUGUUGGACAAAGUAACAGUGAGGAAGGAAAAAAAAAAACACAUGUCAUUAAAGAGGUGGAAUUAAAAAGGGGAGUUAAAACUGGAGGUUUGGAGAAAGGGGAAGGAAAGCAAAUUUUGAAAAAGGGGGAGAGUGGACGGAAGCGCUUCUUAAAAGAGGACAGGAAUGGAAGUCCUAGCAAAGGAGGGACAGUCCAAAACUGUCAACUGAAGGGGAAAAAAUACAAUACGCAUAAAAUGGACAUGGGUCCAGGAAGCAAAUUUGGCCGUUUAAUGAGCAGAAAGGGAUUAACACAGAGAAGGGACUCCUUAGGGAAACUCAAUUUUAAAGUAGUUCCUAAGAAGGAAGAACAAGGGGGGGAGAUUUUCUCCCUCGUGGUGAAGGUAAAGACAGCGAGGUUGGUUCCCCACGCGAAGGGUCAUCCAAGGUAUGUACGUUUGGCGCGAGUCUGCAGGAGGUUCCUCCCUUCCAGGGGAAGCCGAUGCGCACGUAACGGUUUGGAAGAUAUCCCAAAGGGGGGAAAAAAUCGAAAUGGUGGAAAUAGCAAACGCAGCGAGUUACCUUGCAGCUUUGUCGCGAACCCGUGUGCGGAUGGGAAG
This is a messenger RNA of Plasmodium cynomolgi strain B, 1587 nucleotides long. RefSeq lists its product as hypothetical. The annotation marks the transcript as partial. Lineage: Eukaryota; Apicomplexa; Aconoidasida; Haemosporida; Plasmodiidae. The transcript is spliced from 2 exons. The record is from RefSeq and is a predicted model, not a curated record.